CCGCAAAGAGAGAUUCCUCUCAUGUAAAAUGCUUUCUUAUAUCUCAUACAGCGUACUUAGGAAAAAGCCAGAACUCGGCCAUGUUCUCCAGUGAGACUCUGAAGCAUCUUUAUCGAGGUUCAUAGCAACCUCAAAUGAUGAACAGCAGCAAGAAUGGCACAGCGGUGGGAAGUGAGUAUGCCAGAGGGACUGUGGUGCUGGAAUCAACCUCCAUCAUAGUGAUUGGUUUGCUUAUCUGUUUGGGAAACCUGAUAAUUGUGGUGACACUUUAUAAGAAGCCCUACCUGCUAACACCUAGCAACAAGUUUGUGUUCAGUCUGACAUUGUCCAACCUACUGCUGUCUGUGCUGACACUGCCCUUUGUGGCUGCCAGUUCAGUUCAAAGAGAAUGGAUGUUUGGGGUGGUGUGGUGUAACUUUACAGCUUUGCUUUAUCUGCUGGUUAGCUCAGCCAGCAUGCUUACACUAGGUGCCAUUGCCAUUGACAGGUAUUAUGCUGUUUUGUACCCCAUGAUCUACCCCAUGAAAAUAACAGGAAACCGGGCUGCAGUGGCUAUUGUUUACAUAUGGCUUCACUCCUUGGUGGGCUGCCUGCCCCCACUCUUUGGUUGGUCAACGUUCGAGUUUGAUCAGUUUAAAUGGACAUGCACGGCAGCCUGGCACAAAGAAAUGAGCUUUACUGCUUUCUGGGUCACAUGGUGCUGCUUACUUCCACUGGCAGUCAUGUUGGUGUGCUACAGUGUUAUAUUUCGUGUAGCUCGAAUCAAAGCACGUAAAGUGUACUGUGGGACGGUGGUGGUUGCCCAGGAGGAGUCUAACAUGCAGAAGAAUGGUCGCAAGAACUCAAGUACUUCCACCUCAUCUAGUGGUAGCCGCAAGAGUCUUGUCUACUCUGGAAACCAGUGCAAGGCUUUGAUAACUAUUCUGGUGGUGAUAGGGACAUUUCUCACCACCUGGGGGCCCUAUGUGGUGGUAAUAGGAACUGAGGCACUGUGGGGGAAGGGAAGUGUUUCUCCACAGCUGGAGACUCUGGCGUCCUGGCUGUCUUUUUCCAGUGCAGCAUGUCACCCAUUGAUUUAUGGCCUAUGGAAUAAAACCGUUCGCAAGGAGCUGUUGGGUAUGUGCUUUGGAGACCGGUACUACAGAGAGUCAUUUGUUACACGUCACAGGGCAUCACGACUUUUCAGCAUCUCCAACCGGAUUACAGAUCUGGGAAUGUCUCCUCACCUGACGGCCAUGCUGGUGGGAGGAGGACAACUCUUAGGUCGUAGCAGCAGCACAGGAGACACCGGGUUUAGUUACACUCAGGAUUCUGCUACAGAUGUCAUGAUACUAGAUAAUCCUUCAGAUGUCUCUAACUCUACACACUACAGCGGCUUUAAAAGAAGAUGUUCUGUCGCAUUUGAGGACCAAGUGGAGCAACCCCGCAAAUGUGACUUUGCAACAGUUCAAGCCACUGCAGAAAUCCAUAAUUCUCUGGACAACUUCGCAUCUUGUCUUGCAACAGUCAUAGAAAAUGAAGCAAAAAUUCAGCUUUUUGGUGAAAACACGCCAAUACCAAAUAACUUAUUCAUAGUAUGCCACACACAACGAGGACCACACUACCUAAAUGGACAGAGACUCCGGAUGGAGAGUAUCGAUGAGGGAAUUGUUAAAGAUGAUGAACAAGGACAUCUCCUUGUUCAUUCUCCUUAGGAGAAUGUCAAUGAAUCUACUUAGUUCUGUGGUUCUCAACCUUUAUUUCAGCUGGGUCCUAAUUUUUGCCAGACAUCACGCUUGUGGACAGCAUACAUGCAUUAAUAUAUAUGAACCAAAGUAUUACACUAUAAAAAUACAAACCUCCAUGUGUUGCAGGUUAAAAUGGACAAUAGCCCUGGCCUAGGCUUUUUUAUUUACUGCACUUUAGGUACAGAUUAGAGCUGAAAUGUAAAUUGCUGCCUAAUGAUACCCAAUCAUGAUGCUGGUUAAAUAUAAAUGGUGCUAAGUAUUCAUGUCAGUUAAUAACACAGGAACACUGGCCUCAGCAAGUAUUCAGACACCUUUUUGCACAUUUAAUUGUGUUGUGGAUUUGAAUAAUUACUAGCUAUUCGUACACAGCCUAUAUUUAAUUAUGUGAAAGUUAUAGGUUUCAAAAAUUAAAAGAAAAAAAAAUUCCAUACCCUUGAGUGUUCUAAGGACAACAGUCCUUUUGCACCAAGGAGUUUGUGAAUCUGAUUUUGAACAGUUUGGUGCAUUAAAAAAAAAAAAAAAGAUAAUCACACAGGGUAUGUUUGUUUUCAGUUGGACCCGGUGACGAUGCGUGUGUCAAGUUCUAGAGGAAAGGGAUCUCUUCUUAUCACAAAUAGUUGAUACAUAAUUGCUUUUUGGAUAAAAAAAAACCCCAUCUGUAACGAUAGUACAAAUGCUCGCAGCAGCUUGUUACUACUGUUUACUUUCACUGUGCGUUGUGCAGCACCCUUUAUAGAUGACGCAUAAAAACUGGUGCAAAUGCAGGCUUUAAGAAGCCUGAAUGGAAUCCAGAGUUAUUUUGGUCAAAAAGGGCUAACAGUGGCCUUAAUAAUAUAGUUGGCCAACUGGCCAAAUUGGGCAUCUGGGCUAAACGUUUCAGCUUCAAAAGUUAUGUGCAGAUAUGGGAGAAUCUGUUGGCUGUAUAACCAUCUCUGCAUCACUUCAUAAAUCAAGCCCUUUUAUUGCAGGGUGGCAAGCAGGUGUUCUCCCAUAGUCCAAAGACAUAUUAAUUAGGUAUACUAAAGAUACAGAAUUGCCUGUGAUGGUGUCUGACAUUAAGCUUGAACUGAUAAAUCAUGUGUAACCUAAAUAUCUGUCCUGUCAUAAUUGUAACCAGAAGUGUAAAGUAAACAUCUAGUAAACAUCCACAACACAACUAAUUAUGCUAAUAUUUAAGGGUUUUCAAUGCUUUUUUUAAUCCACUGUAGAGGUAUAUAUAAUUCUGAGAUAUAAACCUUUAAAAUGCUUACCCUUUAAAAUCUGUUUCAUGGAGUUUUUUCAUAAGGAAGCCAUAAUCACUGUAUUAAGAACCUUUGUUGUCUGUGUGGAAUAAUCAUUUUUACUGAGUAGACUCGGUAGAUUCCAAUUCCAAGUUAAUCCUAAAUAUAUGGUUUAAGGCAUUUGAAAGAUGGUACAUUUUGCUACAUUUUUAAAUGAAAUAGAAAAUAAAUAAAUGCCUGGUUGAAUGUUAA
Trichomycterus rosablanca is the source of this 3199-nucleotide messenger RNA. RefSeq names its product G protein-coupled receptor 161a (gene gpr161b). The coding region runs from base 135 to 1694 and encodes 519 amino acids. The transcript is spliced from 6 exons. The record is from RefSeq and is a predicted model, not a curated record. NCBI's taxonomy places the organism in Eukaryota, Metazoa, Chordata, Actinopteri, Siluriformes, Trichomycteridae. Gene Ontology annotation, biological process: G protein-coupled receptor signaling pathway. Gene Ontology annotation, cellular component: recycling endosome; plasma membrane. Gene Ontology annotation, molecular function: G protein-coupled receptor activity.